Messenger RNA from Nicrophorus vespilloides, 835 nucleotides. Its product is annotated as ribosome biogenesis protein TSR3 homolog. The transcript is spliced from 3 exons. Gene Ontology annotation, molecular function: rRNA small subunit aminocarboxypropyltransferase activity. Bases 87 to 776 code for a protein of 229 amino acids. Lineage: Eukaryota; Metazoa; Arthropoda; Insecta; Coleoptera; Silphidae. Gene Ontology annotation, biological process: maturation of SSU-rRNA. The record is from RefSeq and is a predicted model, not a curated record.
UUUUAACACAGGUUAUGUUAUUAUUUGUGUAUGGUUUUGCGCGAGUGAGGGUUAUCUAAGCGAAUUUAAUUAUAAUACUCUGUGAAAUGAAUGAAGUUGAUUCGAAAUUGGGUGACCUGGACUUGGAGGAUCAAAGUGAUACAACAGAAGAAGAUACCAGCAGCAGCGAUGAGAGUGAUGUCGAGAUCAAAUUUAAUGUGGCUAUGUGGGAUUUCAAUCAGUGCGAUCCAAAGAAGUGCUCAGGACGGAAAUUGGCCAGAUUAGGGUUGGUUAAAUGUCUGAAGGUGAAGCAGAAGUUUCCUGGAUUAGUGUUAACUCCAACUGGGAAAAUCUGUGUGAGUCCUGCAGAUAAAGACAUCAUAACAAAGAAAGGGUUAGCUGUGGUCGAUUGCUCAUGGGCAAAAAUUGAUGAGACUCCUUUGGGAGCUUUGAAACCCCAACAUGCUAGACUAUUGCCGUACUUGGUAGCAGCAAAUCCUAUAAAUUACGGAAGACCGUGCCAGCUGAGCUGUGUGGAGGCUUUGGCUGCUGCCAUGUACAUUACAGGGUACAAAAAAAUUGCACACCAUUACUUGGACAAGUUUGGUUGGGGCCAUUCUUUCAUAACAUUAAAUGAAGAACUGUUGGAUAUUUAUGCAGCAUGCACCGACAGUAAAUCAGUGGUUGAAGCACAGGGAGCUUACAUAGAGAAGGAACAGCAAGCACAGCUGCAGAGGCAAAAUAUUCCUGACUUUCCCCCAUCAGAUUCUGAUUCUACAGAUAGUGAUACUGAUUAAUUCUAAAAUCUAACAUAUAUGUAAAAUAUUUAUAAAUAUAUUAUGGAUAUUUUUUUUUA